Messenger RNA from Hippocampus comes (tiger tail seahorse), 2818 nucleotides. It is a transcript of the gene abcf1, whose product is annotated as ATP-binding cassette, sub-family F (GCN20), member 1. The record is from RefSeq and is a predicted model, not a curated record. NCBI's taxonomy places the organism in Eukaryota, Metazoa, Chordata, Actinopteri, Syngnathiformes, Syngnathidae. Bases 140 to 2602 code for a protein of 820 amino acids. Gene Ontology annotation, molecular function: ATP hydrolysis activity; ATP binding. The transcript is spliced from 26 exons.
GGGGGCAGUAAUGCACCAUCACAGUCGAAGAAGAAAAAGAAGCGUCUCGUUCACCCUGCUGGGCCGAGUCGCAUUUUUGGGGCUCUGAUACCGGCGUGAAGUAGGAUACUUGAAUCCAACUGUUAGAUUACGGAACGAAAUGCCUAAGAAAGGGAAAGAAGAACCAGUGUGGGUAGGCGAUGAAGAUCCCCCGACAACAGAAAAAGCUGUGAAAAGGGGGAAGAAAGAUAAAAAGGGGAAAAAAAGUUUUUUUGAGGAAAUCCAGACAGAGGACAUGCCUGAAAAGGAAGCUGAGUUUCCUGCGAAGGAUGCCAAACAGCCUCAUAAAAAGAAAAAGGACCGCCGCAAAGGAAAAGGUGCAGAUGCGGACAACGACAGCGACGAAGAUGUCAUGCUGAAGCUGAAAAAGCUCUCGGUUCAAGCUAGUGAUGAGGAAGACGAGCACGUUGUGGCCCCCAAGAAAGGAAACAAGAAGAACAAGGGUGCGAACAUUUUCGCAGCUCUCAGCCAGGGACUGAGUGAUGAGGAAGACAACUGUGAUUUGGAUGAGGAAGUCGAACCGAUAAAAAAGCAGGCUGAGAAAGGCGAGAAAAAAGAUGAAGCUAAAGCCAAGGUGAAGAUGCCAGAGAAUGAUGAGGAAGAGAAGACAAAGGACAAAAUGAAAGCGGUUAAAAAGACAGCCGCUGAGGAAUCGCACCACAAAGACGACGAGGGAGACAAAAGUGACGCCGACGAUAUGAUGAUGCAGAGUGCUGAAGAUGUCAUCGCAGAGCAGGCCAAACCGCAACAAGACGACAACGACGACCCCUUUUCUAACCUGAGCAAGAAGGAGAAAAAGAAGAAGAAAAAAAUGAUGGAGUAUGAGCGUCAGGUGGCAAGCCUCCGGGCCCAGAAUGACUUGGAGGGAGAUUUCUCCAUUUCCCAAGCCGAAAUGUCCUCCAGACAGGCCAUGCUCGAGAACGCUUCUGAUAUCAAGCUGGAAAGGUUCAGCAUUUCUGCCCACGGCAAAGAGCUUUUUGUCAACGCCGACCUCCUUAUCGUGGCAGGAAGAAGAUACGGUUUGGUUGGACCAAAUGGCAAAGGGAAGACCACAUUGCUGAAGCACAUAGCCAACAGAGCUCUGAGCAUUCCGCCCAACAUCGACGUGCUGCUUUGUGAGCAAGAGGUGGUGGCUGACGACACGCCGGCAGUUCAGGCGGUGCUGAAGGCCGACACUCGCCGCCUGAAGCUGCUGCAGGAGGAGAAGCAGCUUCAGGCUCGUCUGGAGAUGGGAGAGGACAGCGUGGCGGACAGACUAGACAAGGUUUAUGAAGAGCUGAGGGCGAUUGGAGCUGCGGCAGCCGAGGCCAAGGCGAGACGAAUAUUGGCUGGCCUGUCAUUUACCCCCGAGAUGCAGAACCGAGCCACCAAAAGGUUCUCGGGAGGUUGGAGGAUGAGAGUUUCGCUUGCCAGGGCUCUGUUCAUGGAACCCACCUUACUGAUGCUUGACGAACCCACCAACCACCUGGACCUGAAUGCUGUCAUCUGGCUCAACAACUACCUUCAAGGCUGGAAGAAGACCCUGCUGGUCGUUUCCCACGACCAGAGUUUCCUUGACGACGUGUGUACCGACAUCAUGCACUUAGACAACCAGAAACUCUACUAUUACAGAGGCAACUACUUGACCUUCAAAAAAAUGUACGUCCAGAAGCAAAAGGAGCUCCAGAAACAGUACGACAAGCAGGAGAAGAAACUGAAGGACCUGAAGGCCGGCGGCAAGUCCACCAAACAGGCCGAGAAGCAGACGAAAGAAGCGCUGACGAGAAAACAACAGAAAGGCAAGAAGAAGGGAGGGCAGGAGGAGGAGAGCCAAGAGAGCACCGAGCUGCUCAAGAGGCCCAAAGAGUACACCGUCAAAUUCACCUUUCCGAACCCUCCUCCUCUUUCGCCGCCCAUUCUGGGCCUGCACAGUGUUGAUUUCUGCUACGAGGGUCAGAAGCCACUCUUCAAGAAUGUGGACUUUGGAAUUGACUUGGAAUCCAGAAUUUGCAUCGUUGGCCCGAAUGGUGUCGGCAAGAGUACGUUGCUGUUGCUGCUCAACGGGAAACUCCAUCCUACCAAAGGCGAGAUGAGGAAGAAUCAUCGAUUGAAAAUCGGCUUUUUCAACCAGCAGUACGCCGAUCAGUUGAACAUGGAGGAGAACCCCACCGAGUACCUGAUGAGGAACUUCAACCUCCCCUACCAGGACGGCAGGAAGUGUCUGGGGCGUUUUGGCCUGGAGAGCCACGCGCACACCAUUCAGAUCUCCAAGUUGUCCGGUGGUCAAAAAGCAAGAGUUGUGUUUGCUGAACUUUCCUGCCGACAGCCGGAUGUACUCAUUUUGGAUGAACCCACGAACAAUCUGGAUAUCGAGUCCAUUGACGCUUUGUCCGAAGCCAUCAAUGAAUACAAAGGAGCUGUGAUCAUAGUGAGCCACGAUGCCCGGCUCAUCACGGAAACUCAGUGCCAGCUGUGGGUGGUGGAGGAUUGCUCGGUCAACCAGAUCGACGGCGACUUCGAUGACUACAAGCGGGAGGUUCUGGAGUCCCUGGGCGAGACCAUGGUCAAUAAGGUGAACCCAUGAUUCUGAGGAGCAGUGGUGGGAGGAACGCGACGCCAAAGUCCCGCCGGACUGGUUUUGUAGCUUUGGGGGUUUUUGUUUUUUUUCUGGACUGUAUUCUGUCUGCAUAAUGACCAGGUCAUGGGGUGUAAACCCUGUCAUCCAAUCUUAUAAAUCCAGCCGCUGAAACACUUUAUAAUGUUGUUAAGAAAGCGAUAAGAUAAAGUCAUUUUCCACAUC